GCUCCGCCUCCGCCUAUAAACCCCGCGCCACUGGACGCGGCUGAUCCGUUUUUCUUUCCCGUUUCACGAUUCGAGUCAGCGGUUUAGGGUUCGAGAUCUCCGCGUCGCGUCGCGGCAGCCAUGGCGGCAAGCACACUUAGUAUAGUCAAGGUGAGCAAUGUGUCACUGAAAGCAGCACAGCGUGAUAUAAAGGAAUUCUUUUCCUUUUCUGGUGACAUUGUGCAUGUUGAAAUGCAAAGUGGCGAUGAGCUCUCUCAAGUUGCCUACAUUACUUUUAAAGACAAUCAAGGAGCUGAGACGGCUAUGCUUCUCACGGGGGCCACAAUAGUUGAUAUGGCUGUCAUUGUCACGCCCACCACUGAUUAUGAGCUACCAGCUUCUGUUUUAGCUGCUCUAGAGCCCAAAGACGCAAAACCUUCUGCCCUUCAAAAGGCCGAGGACAUUGUUGGGACCAUGCUGGCAAAGGGAUUUAUCCUUGGUAGGGAUGCACUGGACAAAGCAAAAGCUUUGGAUGACAAGCAUCAGCUUACAUCAACUGCAACUGCUAGAGUAUCUUCCUUUGACAAGAGAAUUGGUUUAAGUGAGAAGAUCAGUGUUGGUACUUCAGCUGUAAAUGAUAAAAUGAAGGAAAUGGAUCAGAAAUACCAAGUCUCAGAGAAGACAAAGUCAGCAUUGGCAGCUGCUGAACAGAGUGUCUCGACUGCUGGAUCUGCCAUCAUGAAGAACAGGUAUGUCCUUACCGGAGCAGCAUGGGUAACCGAUGCGUUCAGUAAGGUCACCAAUGCCACAAAAGAUGUCGGUGCAAAGGCUAAUGAGAAAAUAGCAGCUGAGCAGGAGCACAAGAAUGUUGAGAUUGGGUCUGCACAGGCUAACAUCUCAGAAGCCCCUGCAGCACACAAUGAUUUGGACGGUGAAUUCGCAAAUAUACAUGUCUCCGGAACCCCUGAAGAUAUUCCCAUCCCUACAACGGCGACAGUCCCCGUUACAGAUGAGGAGACAAGCAAGGCGCCUCCACCUGCUGAUGCUCCUAAAAAGCCUGAACCUGCGCAGGGAUUGAUACUAUGAUAUGUUUUGCUUCAUACAUGCGUGUAAAUAGACAUGAGAUGUCUGUUGAACUCAUUUUGCACUGUUGUGGUUGCCAUCUUCUGAUUGAAACCUCUUUGAAGGUUGAAAUUUAUUGGGACCUAAAAGAGUUUGCAAUUUGUACCCAGUACUUUUAUCGAUUCAUCAUUAUUAUCCUGCAGUGGGGACAUGAAACGUAGUUCUUUUUGCUGUUGUUCGUGAUUUUUUGUUUUCAGAUGUACUUGAUUUUGUUUGAGAGAGAUUAUUGCUGCUAUUCACGAGAGUAUUAUCACGGAGGCUGUAACCAUAUGCGCUUAUGAAGUAGCAGUUUUUCU
Messenger RNA from Phragmites australis (common reed), 1397 nucleotides. RefSeq names its product binding partner of ACD11 1-like. The coding region runs from base 121 to 1065 and encodes 314 amino acids. The record is from RefSeq and is a predicted model, not a curated record. The transcript is spliced from 5 exons. NCBI's taxonomy places the organism in Eukaryota, Viridiplantae, Streptophyta, Magnoliopsida, Poales, Poaceae. Gene Ontology annotation, molecular function: RNA binding.